AUGGCAGCUCCGGGUCCUCCUCCGGUUGGAGUUCCCCAGGGAGGGCAGUUGAACGGUCCGAGUUUCUCUUUUGCUGGGAAUUCACAGUUAGGACCAAUGAAUCAGCCAUUGCCGUCUAAUAAUAUUGUUGAUGCCAUUCAAGAUAGAGAAGCUUUUUCCACUCCGCAGGCACCACAUACUACACCACAACCAGGUCAAACAAAUUCUACUUCAAGGCCUGGCAACUCAGCAACUGUUAAUAUGCCUCUUGCUCCAUCAUAUCAGGUUCUUUCAGGAUUCCCAAACACCCCUAUUACACAUGGCAUGCCAGGAAUUUCUCCAUCAACUGCCAAUAUGACAGCCACUCCACCUGGAGAAUUUUCUGCUGCGUUUCCGAGGCCAACAAUGCAAGCACCACAUCUCCAGCAUCCAGCAUAUGCUUCUUAUCCUUCUGUUCCUCCCGUGUCCUCUUCUUUACAGGGUGCUUGGUUGCAGCCCACACAGGUUAGUGGCCUGCUAAGACCACCUUUUUCACCAUAUCCUGCGGCUUUUACCAGUCCCUUUCCUUUGCCAGCUCGCAGUACACCAAUCCCAUCUGUUCCAUCACCUGAUCUACAACCCCCUGGUGUUACUAAUGUGGGAGCAUCUUCUGGGACUCCCAUUGCUUUUGAUGGUUCUGCCAGACAGCUAACAACCAGUCCAAUGCAACAGGAGACUCCUCCUGGAGUUGACAAUGCUAAAGAUGCUGAUAUUAUUAACGCCAAAGAUGGGUUGGCAGUCAGCGAACAACUGGCCUGGUCGGCACAUAGGACUGAAGCAGGAACUGUAUACUAUUAUAAUUCUGUGACGGGGCAGUCUACCUAUGACAAACCUUCUGGUUUUGUUGGAGAGCCUGAAAAAGUUAUUGCUCACCCGACUCCAGUUUCAUUGGAGAACUUGGAUGGUUCAGAUUGGGUUCUGGUUACAACUAAUGAUGGCAAAAGAUAUUAUUAUAACAAGAAAACUAAGUUGAGCAGUUGGCAAAUUCCGAGUGACGUAACAGAGGCUGUGAAGAAGGAGGACGCUAAUUUAUUUAAGACGCAGCCCAUGUCAGUGUCUACUACUAAUGUUAUAACUGAAAAAGGAUCAACUCCUGUUACUUUGAGUAUCCCUGCUGCUAAUACUGGUGGUCGUGAUGCCACAGUUCUGAGGUCAUCAAGUACAGGGUCAUCUUCGGCAUUGGAUCUCAUAAAAAAGAAGUUGCAGGAUCCUGGUGCUCCCUUGCCUGUAGCCAUGGCUUCAGAUCCAAAUGGCUCCAAAUUGGCUGAGGGUACAGUUAGGGAUUCUGAAACUGAGAAUACCAAAGAAAAAAUAAAAGAUUCUAAUGGAGAAAGUAAUAUCUCGGAUUCAUCUUCAGAAUCAGAUGAUGAGGAUAAUGGACCAUCAAAAGAGGCAUGCAUCAUCCAAUUCAAGGAAAUGCUCAAGGAGCGUGGCGUUGCGCCAUUUUCAAAGUGGGAAAAGGAACUUCCAAAGAUAGUUUUUGAUCCUAGGUUUCAGGCCAUUUCUAGUCAAAGUGCUCGAAAAGCUUUGUUUGAACACUAUGUUCGUAAUCGUGCUGAAGAAGAGCGUAAGGAGAGGCGAGCAGCACAAAAAGCUGCAGUCGAGGGGUUCAAGAAAUUAUUAGAUGAAGCAAAAGAGCAAAUUGACCGCCAAACUGAUUAUCAUAAGUUCAAGGACAAAUGGGGACAUGAUGCACGGUUCUUAGCAUUGGAUCGAAAAGAUAGAGAGGCUUUGUUGAAUGAAAGGAUCUUGCCUCUUAAGAGAGCUGCUGAAGAAAGAGCUCGAGCUGUUCGUGCAGCAGCUAUUUCGAGUUUUAAGUCCAUGCUUCAAGAAAAAGGAGAUAUUACCUCAACCUCUCAUUGGUCCAAGGUAAAGGAUGGUUUGAGGAAUGAUCCUCGUUACAAAUCGAUUCAGCAUGAAGAAAGGGAGGCAUUAUUUAAUGAGUAUAUUUCGGAGCUGAGGACUGCUGAAAAGGAGAAGGAACGCUUGGUGAGAGAUAAAAACCAUGAGGAGGACAAAUUGAAAGAAAGAGAAAGAGAGUUGCGUAAAAGGAAAGAAAGAGAAGAACAGGAAGUGGAGAGAGUGCGAGCAAAAGUUCGUAGGAAGGUUGCUGUUGAAUCUUAUCAAGCUCUGUUGGUUGAGAUCAUUAAAGAUCCUCAGGCUUCUUGGACAGAGUCAAAGCCAAGAUUGGAGAAGGACCCUCAAGGACGUGCUGCAAAUCCGCUACUUGAUCUAUCAGAAAUGGAAAAGCUUUUCCGUGAACAUGUAAAGAUUUUACAGGAGAGAGCUAUUUCUGAUUUCCAAGCCUUAUUAACUGAGAAAAUAACUGAAGCCGCUGCUCGAGAAAAAGAUGGUAAAACAGUUGUAUCAUCAUGGUCAACUGCGAAGCAACUACUGAAGCCUGAUCCCCGGUAUGCAAAGGUGGCAAGGAAAGACAGGGAGACCUUGUGGAAGAGACACGUUGAGGAAAUUCACCGAAGACAGAAGGCAGCGACUAAUGACGAAUCCGAGGAGCACAAGGAAGGAAGAAAGAAAACCAAUAUUGGAGCCGAUAAAAAUUUUCUAGGGUCAAGAACUCAUGAUAGAAGAGAUAGAUAA
Molecule: messenger RNA, 2616 nt
Organism: Oldenlandia corymbosa var. corymbosa
Lineage: Eukaryota; Viridiplantae; Streptophyta; Magnoliopsida; Gentianales; Rubiaceae
Source: the annotation of a GenBank genome assembly